AUGGCCUGGGGUCAGGGUGCUAGAAGGCCCAUACUAGGGCUUCUGUCUCGUGCUCAACGACAAGCUGCUCGAGGGUAUACUUCUGCAACGUUCGAAACUCACCUGUCGAGCAAUCAUUUUGCCCCAAAUGGCAUGAUUUGUAGGAGAUUUAGCUCUGAGGUGCCUGCUUCGGAGCAAAUGAAUCUUAUUAAACGACUACGCGAAAGAACAUGUGCCCCGAUCAAAGAUGUCAAGGCUUCGCUAGUCAGUUGCAACUGGGAUAUUGAGGAUGCACAGAAGGAUCUAAGGAAAAGAGGGGUGAUAUCUGCUGCCAAAAAGUCGUCAAGGACUGCUGCUGAAGGUUUGCUAGCUAUCGCACAAGAUGAGAAAAGGGCUGUUGUGGUUGAGCUAAACUGCGAGACUGACUUUGUGGCAAGAAAUGAUGUGUUCCAGUAUCUGGCUUCAUCCUUGGCAAAGAUGGCUUUGUCAGCACAGGAUCCCGGCAAAUUGGUUUUUCCUUUUGCUCCUGCAUAUUUGGAGAACAUGAGUAUUAACCUAGAUCAUCCUAAACUCAGUGGUGAAACAACUGUUCAAAAUGCUGUUACAGAAGUUGCUGCCAUGGUUGGGGAGAAUGUAAAACUCAGAAGAGGUUUCAUGUUGUCCACGACUGCACAUGGUGUCGUUUCAUCUUAUCUGCAUACCUGUCCUCAGCCAGGUUUGGGCCGCAUUGCUGGAUUGAUUACAUUAGAAGCAGAAGAUAGCAGUGCUUCCCUUGAUGCUCUCAAGAGAGUUGGGUCGUCUAUCGCAAUGCAUAUUGUUGCAGCAAAACCAUUAUUCUUAUCAAAAGAUUUGGUUUCUGCUGCAGCUCUGGAAAAUGAAUGUGACGUGCUCCGAACUCAGGCUGAGAGUUCAGGUAAACCCCAAAUGGCCAUAGAGAAAAUGGUGGAAGGCCGAUUGAGGAAGUAUUUUGAAGAUGUCGUGCUUUUGGAGCAAAAAUACGUUGUUAAUGAUAGCACAAACAUUAAGACUCUGCUGAAUGAUUUGUCAAAGGAGGUUGGUUCGAAAGUAACAAUUGGCAAUUUUAUCAGAAUGGAAGUUGGAGAAGGAAUUGAGAGAGACCUGAGGAAACAGCUAAACCAGAAGCUAUGGCUUGUGCCGCGUAGAUUGCGAACUGAGAUGAAUCAAAUGCUUUGGUUCUUUUCUCCCGAUAAUUAA
This is a messenger RNA of Triticum turgidum subsp. durum (durum wheat), 1194 nucleotides long. The record is from the annotation of a GenBank genome assembly. Lineage: Eukaryota; Viridiplantae; Streptophyta; Magnoliopsida; Poales; Poaceae.